AUGUGCGAACUUUCGACUUCAGCAGUUUCCACUUACAUUGGGGACAUAAUCAUAAUUCUGGGAGUGAACACCAAAGUAAAUGGUGAGAAAUCUAAUGGAGAAGGUCAUUUUGUCUAUAUAAAUUUUGAAAUCAAUCAAAGAGUUGUGUUGAUUUUUUUAAUGAAAAGUCGACUGUGUGACAAUAUUCGAUCGGUUAACAAGCGUGCUGCUGAUAAUAGAAAAUUAGAAGAAGAAUGGACGAAAUAUUUCAAUAUUUCACAACAAUUAACAAAAGAAAACGAUAUGGUGACAGUUAGUUUAUCACUGACUUCGUUAAUGGUAGAUGCCGUAGAUGAAUUUUGGAAAUAUGAGAGGUCAUUGAUGACUCUACCUUGUACAGAACAUAUUAUUUGGACUAUUUUUCGAACACCUAUUGUACUAUUAGAUUAUCAAUUCAAUCCAUUUCCUCAUAAUUUAUCCUAUGAAAGUUAUUGCAGUCCACAACCGUUGUAUUACAGAAGAGUUUACAGAUCUUUCAAGGAUAAAAUCGUAUUGACUAUACCUGAUCAAAAUUGCUGUGCCCUUGUAACAUUAGAUAUAGGCAAUCGAUUAUAA
This is a messenger RNA of Adineta ricciae, 594 nucleotides long. The record is from the annotation of a GenBank genome assembly. Lineage: Eukaryota; Metazoa; Rotifera; Eurotatoria; Adinetida; Adinetidae.